This is a messenger RNA of Chelmon rostratus (copperband butterflyfish), 1419 nucleotides long. RefSeq names its product shisa family member 8b (gene shisa8b). The record is from RefSeq and is a predicted model, not a curated record. The coding region runs from base 1 to 1419 and encodes 472 amino acids. NCBI's taxonomy places the organism in Eukaryota, Metazoa, Chordata, Actinopteri, Chaetodontiformes, Chaetodontidae. Gene Ontology annotation, cellular component: postsynaptic density; AMPA glutamate receptor complex; dendritic spine membrane. The transcript is spliced from 4 exons. Gene Ontology annotation, biological process: regulation of AMPA receptor activity; regulation of short-term neuronal synaptic plasticity.
AUGGCCGCCGCCAGCCAUUCCUCCUGCCACCUUUUCCUCUUCCUCCUCCUCUCCUUCCUUAUAACUCAACCUGCCCUCACCCAGGACCCGUCCGUCACCACGGUGACAGUAAACGAAGGUGACCAGUUCAUCGCGCCCACCGCGCUGGCCAACCAGACGACUCCCAGCUACAUGGAGACCACUCAGAACACUCCGGCAGAGACAGGGCUGUCCACUCCCACCAGCGGCGGGGACGCGGACGACGAGGACAUCCCUCCAGUCGGUGGGACACGUUGCCAGGGUUACUACGACGUGAUGGGCCAAUGGGACCCGCCAUUCAACUGCAACGCCGGCGUCUUUCUGUACUGCUGCGGCACCUGCUUCUACCGCUUCUGCUGCCAGUUCCGCCAGCAGCGGCUGGACCAGAGAAUCUGCUCCAACUACGACACGCCCAUCUGGGCCAACACUGGCAAGCCCGUGGCCACCAUCACCGAGGGCCAGGAGGACCAGGACCGGGACCGCACGCACCUCAUCGUCUACAUCAUCUGCGGCGUGGUGGCCAUCAUGGUGCUGGUGGGCAUCUUCACCAAACUGGGCCUGGAGAAGAGCCGCGGAGGAAGCGGAGGAGGAGGAGCGGGGGCGGGGCACAGUGACAUCAACUCCAGGACACUGACAGACCUGCUGAAGCAGCAGGGAGGUGAGGUGAGCUCGGUGGAAAACGCCACAGCCAGUCCGCCCAGCGGAGGGAGAGCCAACGGCAUCUCGGCCAGGAUGCUCCGCAGCAGGAGCGAACAGUACCAUCUGAAUAACUCAGCUUACGGGCCGUUUGGACAAGGGCUUCCACACCCGCACAGCAACCACAGCACAGUGGGGCUCAACAAAUACACCUCCCUCAAAGCUGUGGCGCACAGCGCGUCUCGUAGCUACUACAAGAGCUUCCCGCUCAUGGACUUCUCCCAGUACCAGCCUGUGGCGCCGCCCGCCUUCCAGCCCGUGCAGCCCAAAGAGAAGUCGUACAUCCACCAGCCCGUGUCGGCGCACCACGACCUCCACGCCCCCCUCUCCAUCUCCAUCCCCUCCAGCCACUUGGAGCACUCGCGCCUCCCCAAGACCACCACGCACCCUCUGCUCUCCAACUCGGCCUUCAAAGCCUGGGAGCCAACUGGUCGCCACGUCCACAGGCAGGCCUCAGCCCCGGGGCACACCUCCUCCAUGCACAGCUCCACCCGCAGACAUGGCUACUCCACCAGGAGGCAGCAGAGCAUAGAGAACAUGCCAGAUCUCUUUAGCCAGCCCUACGGGGGGAUGUACGGAGGAGCUGGAGGGGGGGCAGGGCAGGGGCAGCACGUACAGGGGCAGCACCCACCUCAGCCCCCCUACUACCACCACACCAGGCAGAAAAGCUACUCCACCCACAGUACGACUGAGGUGACCGUCUGA